UCCAAAGAUGGAUCGUCUUCACCUGUUGUUUGUCCUUUGUGGGAUCCUUGCACUGACCACAGCAUCUAGACAUUCUUCAAAAGAGAACGACUGCAAUUGUCCCAAAGGAUGGACUCAGCUAGACAAGUACUGCUACAUCUAUCAGCAUGAUAAUAGAAGCUUUUCAGAUGCAGAGAGCGUUUGCAACGUUCUUGGUGGGAAUCUGGUCUCCAUCAACAGUCGCAAGGAAAAUGCAAUCGUUGUUGAGCUGAUUCGGGAAGGUGCUGGUACAGUCGUAGACACCUGGAUUGGACUCCAUGAUGCAAUUGAGGAGGGCGAAUUCGUAUGGACCGAUGGAGAAGUUGUUAAUUUCAAAAACUUUGGUAUGGGCCAGCCAGACGACAGUGGCAGCGGUGAAGAUUGUGUUGAGAUCGAGGCUGAUGACGAGAUGUGGGACGAUGAUGAAUGCACAGAUUUAAAUCCAUAUGUGUGCAUCAGACCUGUGAACAAGAAAAAAUGUCACUAAUUCAUCAUAUCACCAUCAUAUCUUCCAUCAUGAUGUCUUUCUCUAAUCACAGUAACGUUGAACAUAAUAUCUGUGAUUUCUUUCAUGGACAGGGUUGUUCACUUGGUUGCUGUCACUAAUUUUCAUGGGUAUCCUCUCAAUA
Molecule: messenger RNA, 647 nt
Organism: Corythoichthys intestinalis (scribbled pipefish)
Lineage: Eukaryota; Metazoa; Chordata; Actinopteri; Syngnathiformes; Syngnathidae
Product: galactose-specific lectin nattectin-like
Exons: 7
Coding region: 8-505 (165 amino acids)
Molecular function (GO): signaling receptor activity
Source: RefSeq, a predicted model, not a curated record